Selaginella moellendorffii is the source of this 1063-nucleotide messenger RNA. RefSeq lists its product as uncharacterized. The record is from RefSeq and is a predicted model, not a curated record. The transcript is spliced from 5 exons. The coding region runs from base 51 to 692 and encodes 213 amino acids. Lineage: Eukaryota; Viridiplantae; Streptophyta; Lycopodiopsida; Selaginellales; Selaginellaceae.
CAUAGUGGGUACGCUAACGCGGUCAUUCUCUUUUGGCUCCGCUGUUGUUAAUGACGACAGUGGCUGCUGCUGCAAGCUUUGAAAUUCUCGCUUUGACGAGUCUUGUUCGAUCCAACUCGAACCAGGAUAGCUCAGCUCUCACCUUCCAUCACUUCUCCAACAUGCUCCCGGCAUCAGCAGACAGGUUUCCACGGAAAGUGAUAUCCUUUCUUGCACCGGCUUCUCUCUUUUUCUCUUUGCAUUGUUCGUAUACGUUGGAAGGACGGAGAUGUGCUUCUGCUCGGCUUUUCUUCAUUUCCCUUGAGCCAGCCGAUAAGCUCCUGCUUGUGGGGUCAUCCACAAAAGCCCGCAUGACGGCUUCCUUCAUACACGCAUAUCAUUACGGUGGCCAUGUUCUGAGACACAGGGGUCCUACGAUUGAGCGAAAGCAAGCAAAGGUGUGCUGCACGAGGCUGCUGCCACUGGCUGCGGCUAAAGCAUCCUUUCUUACCCGUGUUUGUACUAGCGUACUCGUCCGUUCAUGCAACAAAGUUGUCGACUGUACUGUAGGAGGCUCCAGCCAGCUUCUGUUCGCCAGUUGCUGCGGAUUGGAUUGGACAGCAGGCAAUAGAUUCCUUCCUCCAAAAGCUGCUGGCAAGGAUUUGCCUCCACUGUGCGAGAGAAGAAAAACUUUAGCAAGGCUGGAAGUUUAAGCGUAGAGAACGACGGCCUGUAGCAGCGUUGGCGUUGUCGGUAACGUUCCGUGGUGGCGGUGGGGGUGUCAAGGCUGAAAAAGCAUUUGGAUCAUUCUCAGAGAUUGAGAACGCGACACAAGUCUUGGCAGUGAGCGUGCUUGCUAUCGAAGUGUUCGUUGGAGGAGGGACUGGAUUUCAUGCUUUCGCGUAUUCAUUCAAACAUUUUACAAACGGUAGAGAGAAAAAAGCGGAAAAAAAAUAGGUACCUAAAGCCACUUCAAAGCUGCUGCUUGGGCAAAGUCAGCUAGCUUGAGCAGCAGCAAGAAAAACCAAUCGAUAGAGGAAAGAAAAGGAAGAACUUUGAUAAGAAAAAGAACGAUUUUUCGCGA